This is a messenger RNA of Peniophora sp. CBMAI 1063, 1104 nucleotides long. The record is from the annotation of a GenBank genome assembly. NCBI's taxonomy places the organism in Eukaryota, Fungi, Basidiomycota, Agaricomycetes, Russulales, Peniophoraceae.
AUGGCGCUCGACCUGGAUCACAGAGACGAGGACUCCUCCACCGACGAAGACGACAACGCGUCUCAGACUACUGAAGAUGACCCGGAGAUUCCCGAGCAGCCUGUGCAACCUCCCCCUCCACCCCCUCAGCCUGUGCAGGCACCUCCACCUCCGGCACCGCCGGCGCCCACUCCUGGCAGACCCAAACCACACUAUGAGCUUGUACACACACUACGCGGACACAAGGGUCCAAUAUCUUCUGUGAAAUUCAGUCCCGACGGCCAACUUCUCGCUACUUGCGCCGACGAAACACUCGUGAAGAUAUGGUCGCCCGAGACUGGUGAACUGAUCAGGAACCUGGCUGGACAUACGAAGGGGUGCUCGGAUCUGUCUUGGUCGCCUGACAGCAUGCAUCUGGCCUCCGCUUCCGACGAUACGACAGUACGAGUAUGGAAUGUCGACACAGGUCUUCCGCUACAUACAUUGAAGGGUCAUUCGACUUAUGUGUUUUCCGUGAACUACAACUCGGCCGGUACGACGAUAGCGUCGGGUGGGUGCGACGGGGACAUCAAGUUAUGGGAUGCUGCGAAAGGGAAGUGCAGGAAGACCCUGAACGCACACCUCGACUACGUUACCUCUGUGCACUUCAAUCGUGAUGGAUCACUAUUGGUCUCUUGCUCGCUGGAUGGUCUCAUUCGCAUAUGGAACACCAAUAACGGUCAGGCGCUGAAGACGUUGACUGAGGGCAACAAUGCAGUCUGCCAGAACGUGCAAUUUUCACCCAACUCAAAGUAUAUCCUCUCUACCGCCCACGACAGUGCUAUCCGCCUCUGGGACUACAACGCUUCGCGUUGCCUGAAGACAUACACCGGCCACAAGAGCGAGACGUACUGCAUUGGCGCCAGCUUCUCCGUCACCGGCGGGAAGUGGAUCGUAUCCGGUAGCGAAGAUAAUAAGGUUUACAUCUGGGACUUGCAAAGCCGCGAAGUCGUGCAAGUGUUAGAAGCUCAUACUGGCAUCGUUGUCGCUGUAUCGACACAUCCUCAAAAGAACAUGAUCGCGUCAGGCUCGAUAGGGACCGAUCUCACUGUGCGGCUAUGGGUGGACAGAGGCCCUCCGUCGUAA